AAUACACCAACUCGAAGCGCAAACUCGUCCUAAAUCGUCCACCUCGUUCGCCGAUUAAGAAUUUUCGGUUUUGUAUUGAUCCGCCAAAAGAUAAGUUUAAUGAAACUGACCGUGAGUGAUAAUGUUUAGACACAUACACGAAAUAGUGAGGGCUGAAAUAGUGUGAGUGAAGCACCGACAUGUCGAAGACGUCGACCCGGAUUCCGACGUUUCGGCCCAAGACGCCGCAAAUCAAGCCGAAACCGGCGGAAAUCUCGCAAAAGGACCUGGGGAAGAGGGUCCGCGUGGUGGAGAAGGAGGGAACUCUGCGGUACGUCGGCAACGUGCACUUCUCCACGGGUGUAUGGUGUGGUGUCGAACUCGACUCGACCUUGGGCAAGCACGAUGGCGCCGUUAACGGGGUUCGCUACUUCGCCUGUUCGCAGCGCUGCGGCUUGAUGGCGCCGCUGUGCAAAGUCGCGCUGUUGGAAGGAACCGAAAGUGCUGAAGAUGGGGAUUCUGGGCCUUACAGCAUGCUCUUCAUCGACCACAAAACCGAGCGAGAUUCGUCCGAGGAGUCGAUCGAUGAUCUGAACCGAACCGUCAUCAACGUCAAAGAGCAGAUCAAGCGCACUUUUAGCAAAAACGACGCGGUCUCGAACGACCUGUACGUAGACAAUGGUCAAAAGUUCGACGAUACGGACCAGCAGUCUUACGAGAACUUCUUCAACGAGCUGGGGGUCGAGGUCAAGAGGCGGAAAACCGCGGCGAAGAACGACACCAUCGUCUUAGAGAAACCGUCGUCGCUGCCGCAACUGCGGACGAACCAAACGUUCGAUUUCGGCGUCCUGUCGGCUUUGAGCAAAUUCAGCCACUCGACCCCCGUCCGUGGCGACUUCGAGGAGUCUCUGCUGCGGAAACUGCAACUGACUUCGAACCUGGACGACGACGGGAGCAAACGCGACUCGCUGGAGUUCGAGGAGUCUCUGGGGAUCCUCACCCCGGAGCAGAUGGUCGAUGGGACGAGCUUCAUGUCUGUGAUAAACUCCCGAACGCCUAGCUCCGAAUGCAUUAGAGAGAUCAAGGAGAAGCCGAGCGAGCUCCCAAGCCCCAACCUGGUGGAUGCGAGCGUCACCGACUUCAGCCUCGGGAUCAUCGACGAGCAGCUGAUCAACAACAUGACGCUCAAAACCGACACCACCAUGAACAUGGAGCUGCCUCUGGACCCCGUCGGCAAGGCGGUCACGCUGUCGCGCCCCGAGCAGACGCCCUCGCCCGAGGAGCUGCCUCUGGACCCGACCCCAAUCGUGGAAAGCGACUCCAAGACCGAGCCGACCAAGUCCAAAACUUCCAGCUUUAUUACGAGUAUUACGAGCAUUACUAGUCUGGAUACGGGGUACCAGGGCGAUGGGGAGAUGUCCCGGCCGGCGAGUCGGGGGGCUGAUAACUCGCCCCUGACGCGGCGCCCCCUGCCGAGGCCACAAACGCGCCGGCCGGACCCCAUGACAGACUCCGAUUUUUACACCGAAAGCGAUGCUGAUAACCACGAGGAGAACCCCCUGCGGGGCGACCGACGGGCGCAGGUCAUCGACGGCACCCUCUACGGGGUUGACCCGCAAGCGGCGGCCGACAUUUACGUCAACAACCGGGAGAAUAUGGACUCGAGUGGCAUUUUCACCGACAUUGAGUCCAACCCCAGAAACGAGGAGGACGUCAGGACGACUGAUGUCUCCCCGUCCGACACCUCCACGAAGACCAUUUCGGGGAACAGCCAAAACAACCUCCAGGAGAUUUUGGAAAAAUCCGCAACUGCUGAAGAAGAGGUCGCCAAGGAGAAUCCGAAGAAGAGAAAUGCCCCGAGUCCGGUCGUGUCGAGUCCUGCGAGUGUGCGGUCGCCGAGGCACAAAGAGGAAAAUGCCUCGAAAAAAUUCAAAUUGCCCAAACGCGAGGUUGCCUCCAAAGUCAAGGCGAUGCUUGAGUCGAGUCCUCAAAACACGGAGAAGAAAACUGUGAAAAAACCAGUCGGGCGCUGGGACGCUGUGAUGAAUAAAAUUUCAAAGACUGAACAAAAAACUAAUUUAAAAGACGUCAAGUCCAAAGUGUUUAACAGUGUGAAUGUGGGUCCCGUGCAGAGACAGACAGAAGUGAGGAAACCGGGGCUGAGGCAGCCGUCGAGUGUGAAGUCGCCCAACACCAAAUUGCGCCGGGUGAGGGCCCGGCCCGGAAGUACCGCGUCUCCGAAGAGCAACGUGGAGAGCAGCAUCCACAGCUCUUUGAGCGACUUGAGUGCGUCUGGGACAUUGCCGAAGACUGCUGGGUCGUCCAAGAAACGCGAAGUGGUUCAAGUUACUCAAGUUUUAACCGCUUCGAAGCUACCAAGGCAAGCAUCGCAAAACGAGACUAAGAAGACAACACCAACAACUUCCCUGAGUGAAAACAAACCAAAACGAACCCCGACAAGCCUUAAAGAGAAGAAGCAGCCAUUAAUUAAAGAGUGUGGAAGAGCUACUGUGAAGGGGGGCCGCACGUCGCCCGUAGUCCGGCCCCCCGUUCACACGCGGGCCCCCACGAAGCCUGUCCCCAAAGUGGCCGAAGCCCUUGCAGUCCUCGUCCAACAUCUCGUGUUCAAUGUGGAAGCGUAUCAAGUCCCUGUCCUGAAGAAGCAAGUCCAAAAGCUGCGAAACGAAGCCGAAGAAAUCAGGUUGACGUGUCAGCGCUUGGAGGAAACUCUAGCCGAAGAAAGGGUCGAGAAAAGUCGGCUGAUCGAAGACGAGCGUGUGAAGUGUGCGAAUGAAAUCAGCGAAUUAGUCGAGAAGCAUAGAAAUGAGAUAUUAGAACUGAAUAGCAAACAAUACGAGUUAGAGUCGCGCCUUUGCGAGGAAAACGAGGCAAAUAAGUCGGUUUUAGUCAAGCAGAAUGAGGAAAAACUCGUCACUUUGAAGUUGGAGUUUCAGAAGUUGCAGAAAACGCAUGAAGAGUCCCUGGAUAUCUUACGGGAAGAAAACGAUGCGAUUCGUGAACAGAUCGACGAGAAGAAUGCGCAAAUUGAAGAAAUCAAACACGAGAGUCGCAAACUCAAAGACGAUUACGAAGCCAAAGAGAUGAAGCUCAAGGAACAGCUGCAGAGUGUUAAGAGUGAGAAUCAUAAGUUGAAGAAUGAGUUGGGCAAGGUUGAAGAUAAGUUCGAGGAGAAGUUGAAUGCGGUUAAUGAGGAAAACGCGAGGCUGAGGGAGGAAAACGAAAGGCUGCUUAGCUUCAGUAAUAUCAAGGAUAAGGAAACUAGUAUUCAGGAACUUCAGUCACUCCGAGUGGUCCUAGAAUUGAGACAAAACGAAGUCGCCGAGCUGCGCCGCGCUUUGGCGGAAGCCAAACAAAAGAAUGACAUAUUAUCCGCAGCUGAAGAACGAUCAGCUUCGCUCAGUGCCAGAUGCGAGGAUUUGGAGCUCCAAUUGCAGCGAAAGAACGAACAAGAACUGACCUUAAUUGCCGAAAAUAAGAAGUUAUACGAUAGUUUUAAGGAAGAAAUCAAUCAAAACAAAAGACUGUGUCAACACAACGAAGAACUCAAAUGGAAGCUGAAGCAGAACAAGGAGAUCGUGAGCAAAGUCCUCGAGCAAGCCGCCGAAGAGUCCAGCUUCAACCGCUCCCUGCUGAGCGCAAGCUUCAACGAGCGCCACUCCACCAAGCAAAACUUCGACCGCACUCUCUCCUUUCGCCAAAGCAGCGCGCCGUGGAAGCCGAGAACCGACGACCUGUCCCCGCCCUCCUCCCCGAAGGUGAAGGGCGUGGUCGAGAAGUCCGAUUCGGUGAGCUACGUCCUUGACCUGGACGAGAGCCCCGAGAUCGUGGCGUCGCGCAUCGUGAGGCGGAGCUUCCGCAACUCGACUCCGCCCAAGACCACGCCCACCAAGUCGCCGUCCAACAAGCGGCCCCGGAUGAAGUUCCCCCUGAGUCUGAGCGCGUCGGCGAGCGCGAUUUUGCCCUCGAACAAGGCGGAGUUCGGGCGGUCGCUGUCGGUCCGGAACGGGGACCUGGGGGGCUGGGCCAGCAGCACCCCCAAGCCCCAGGACGACGACCUGGACCUGGACCUGGACGAGGACGAGCUGAAGCUGCCGGCGCUGCCGAGCGAGAUCGGGAGGAAGAACGGGGCCCAGGCGCUGCCGAGCCCCAAGCACCUGGCCGGGGAGGCCAUGAUUUCGGAGAGCAAUUCCGAGGAUGAGAGCACGAGUUCUUCCAGUGUGCAAUUGUGAGACGAACUCUCGUUUUAGUUGCUUACAAACUGCCCUAAUCGUGUGUAAUCAUUGUAAUGUAUUUUAUUAUGUAACUUUUUUGUAAUACUUUUUGUAAGUUUUUUAAAACUACUAUAUUAUAAUUCUUUAUCGAAAAACUCUUUUCUUUCUUGAAUAGGUUGUGAUCUUUUUGUACAUGAUUAGUAGAUAUUACUUAUACACAGUAUUAAUGUUGGGUCGAGAAGCCUUUUUAGUACAAUACUGCUUAUACUUAACUAUGAUUGGAUUGUAUAAUGUGUAUAUUUUUAUGUAUAUGAUGCCCUUUAUUGUUUUUGUUCGUUGUUGCCCUUUCAAGUGUCUAUUAAUAAUUUAUUUAGUGAGUAUAGGUGAGGAAUGGUGAUGUAUGUAUUUUCAAUUGUUAGGACCAACAUAGAUUUCCACUUUUCAUAUUUAUUGUAUAAAGUUGCAAAUGUUCGUUUAUGAUCAAGUUAAUAAUAUUGUACAAUAAAUUUAUUGAACUAAAACCGUGA
Molecule: messenger RNA, 4738 nt
Organism: Tribolium castaneum (red flour beetle)
Lineage: Eukaryota; Metazoa; Arthropoda; Insecta; Coleoptera; Tenebrionidae
Product: CAP-Gly domain-containing linker protein 1
Exons: 11
Coding region: 180-4229 (1349 amino acids)
Biological process (GO): cytoplasmic microtubule organization
Cellular component (GO): microtubule plus-end; nucleus; cell cortex
Molecular function (GO): microtubule plus-end binding
Source: RefSeq, a predicted model, not a curated record